Molecule: messenger RNA, 814 nt
Organism: Kockovaella imperatae
Lineage: Eukaryota; Fungi; Basidiomycota; Tremellomycetes; Tremellales; Cuniculitremaceae
Exons: 2
Coding region: 329-781 (150 amino acids)
Source: RefSeq, a predicted model, not a curated record
GACACUAUUCAAUUGACGUCAUGGAUGGCGAGCACGUUGUUCAAAGUGGGCUGCACAGAGCAACGAGUGGUGAUGAUGAGGAGUGAUACAUGUAGAGACUGAACACAUGCUCCAAGAUCGGUUCUCUCGCUGAUCCGGAAUGGAUAAAGUACAUCGACGUGCACUCGCUUCUCAUCAGACCCUCAUGGGGCCGCGGUAAAAUGUGACCUCUGGGAAUAUGUGUGAGGAUGUAUAUACCAUCCUGUGCCUUUCUCUUUGUCUCUACAACAAUGAUUGCACAUGUCUGUGACAUGUGAUAUCUUGAAUCUGGGUAUCUGAGCAUGCUUGAAUGUCGUUCGUCUAUCCUUGUUUGUUCCAAGGCGAUUCACCGAUUAAAGUCCCGAGCAGGUCGCAAAGUUUGGCCGACAAGGUGACCAUGAGGGAAAACUGCCUGGGGAUGCUUCUUUGCUUUCCGAGCUAUCAGCCAUGGAUCCAGCCUCAUCACUGUGCUUCCUAUAGCGGAAAGCGCUUGCAUGGUCCUCAGACUCUUUCCAAUGGGUUUAUCAACCUGAAGCUUGGCCAAACUUCGUGGCUACUGCCUUUGUCCUCGGAUCUGAUCCUCCCUCCGAGCCACUUGCACGCUUCAACGCUCUAUGUCGAAGCAGAUUCAAUGACAGGUGGACAACAACGAUUUCUCCUUGCUCGAGCUCCUCGCAGUCAUCUGAUUCGCACAUCGAUCAUGUCACAAGGAAAGAAAGAGGAAAUGCAUCGAUCUAGCUUAAGAUGGACUGCCUCUAUGUAGAUGACGUUCGCCCUCUCAUGUGAGUCUAAAGUC